This is a messenger RNA of Cornus florida, 969 nucleotides long. RefSeq lists its product as uncharacterized. The record is from RefSeq and is a predicted model, not a curated record. Bases 1 to 969 code for a protein of 322 amino acids. The transcript has a single exon. Lineage: Eukaryota; Viridiplantae; Streptophyta; Magnoliopsida; Cornales; Cornaceae.
AUGAAAGUAUCUAUCAAGGAAGAAGAUGUGGUUAAUGAAAUAGCUUUUUGGAAAUCCUCUGUCGUGGGAUACGUGAUGGGUAAGAAGCCUUACUACCCUUAUUUUAAAGCUUUUGUGGCGAAGUAUUGGGCCAAAGAUUUCACUUUGGUUUACCUUAAAGAUGGAUUCUUCAUGGUCAGAUUUAAGAAUGGGGAAGAUGUUUCAAAGGUGCUAUCCCAAAUACACACCUUCGAGGGAAGACCUGUCAUUAUGAAGAGAUGGAAUAAGAAUGUCAAUCUACAAAAGGAAAUUCUUGAAACGGUUCCAGUGUGGCUGCGCAUACAUGAUUUACCAGUGCACUGUCAUAAUGAAAAAUCGGUGUCCAAGGUUUGCUCUUCGUUUUCUAAACCCAUUUACAUAGAUAAACCGGAGACUCAUACGGAUAAAGGAAUUUUUGUUAGGGUUAUGGUCGAAGUCGAAGUCACAGAAGACUCCAUGGCAAUAGAUAUACAUGGUGUAGAUUGUCAUGUUGAGUUUGAAUAUGAAUGGAAACCGGUGGUGUGUAAGUUGUGUCAACGAGUUGAUCAUAUUGAAAAUCGAUGUCCACUGAAGAUCACCCAACUUCAGCAAAAGCCUAAGAAAUCUACGGAGCAGUGGGUGGUUAAGAAGAAAGGAAAGUUGGUCGAAAUUGACAAUGCUAAUAAGGUUGUUGAUGUUUUGUCACAAAGAGAUGUUCAGACUGAAAAAGGGGUGGCAACGUCCAAUGCAUUUGCUAUUCUUGAAGUCAAGGAGGAUAUUCCUACUGAUAAUGUAGUUUCAGAUGAAGCUGUUUGUUUGGGAGAUCCUAAAGAACGUUCAUUUACUGAGAUAAUUGGAGAAGUGAGAGUUGAUAAUGAGGUUGUUCUUGACAGUCCCACAGGUAUUGAAUUUGAAUGUUCCAGAGUUGAAGAAACAGCAGCUCCUCUUAUUGGAGAAGUUGUGGAAAAAUAG